AGCACUUGAACGUAAACGUUUACCUAAAUCAGGUAGUUUCUUAGUCCGUGGUUUCUCGACUAGAUAGUUAAGUUAUCAACGUUUUUACAUUUAUUAUACAAAUAAAAAUAAUUUGUAUUGCAAACACUAUCUUAAGUGAAUCAGAGUUGCCUGGAUGAAAAGUACAGUAAAUACCAAUAUGAUAAAGGAAAACAGAUGGAACAUACCCCCAAAUGCCCCUGCGUGCAUGGAGAAACAUUUGGACUCGGCGCAGUACAGGGGAGGUAAGCAAAGUCACAGCUUGUGAGUGAUGCCAGCCUUGUGUGAUAGCUAGUUGGAUAGCUUCCAGACACAUGGCUAGUAGAAAGGGCUAGCUAUCUACCACAGCACGUUGUGUGUUGUCGCGGAAUAAAGUGGUCUAUUGUGGACGUGUAAAUCAGAUGGGUUAUGACUUUCGUCUCCGUCUGAGUGGCUCUCGAACUUGCACCAUUAACAGCAAAAGCACACAGUCAAAUAUGUUUGUUCUAUCUUUGGUAAAGUUUACUGUGACCCACUUUAGCCAGCUACUGUAGCUAGCUCCUAAAGCUAACUUGCCACUUCGAAGAGAAUAAUCAUUUAUUAUAUUUCUAUAGCGCUUUUCAUAACAAUCUCAAAGCGUUUCAAUGGUGCGUUAGAUCCUCUAACGUUAUCAUAUAGCUAGCUAACGUUAGACAUAAUCUAACAAUUAUAGCUUGCUAGUUAUGCAUUGAUUGUAAAAUAACCUGUCGCAACACCACGUUGAGCAGGCAUGUUAUAUCUAGGAUGCUAACGUUAGAUUCCCUAAAAAGAGCUAGCUAGCCAGCAAACUUGUCUACUACUGUCCACAAGUCACAACUGUGAAUCUACUGGCGCGCUGACUACAGGCCUUGUCCGUGCAGGGAUCUUUGAUGGGAUACUAAAAUAUUAUUUUAUGGGACCCUAUCCUAUGGCAAUUUCGCACAGGCACAAGACAUAUGAUUCAGCUAUUGACAUUUUCUAUUUUCUUCCCCUAGAUGGCACCCUGUUGUUGGGGGCCUCCAGUCUGACAGGCAGGUGCUGGCAGGGCUCCAUCUGGGUCUACAGUGACCCCAAGCAGUCUCCCAAUGAGGGCUUCUGCAAGGCUGGUGUCCAGACAGAGGCAGGGGUCACAGAGGCAAAGUGGGUUUCAGAGAGGGGUGUCCUAGUUGCAUCUGACUCCGGUAAGUAGGAAUGACAGUAAUCAUUACUAAAUGCAUAUCAUAUUCUGCUGUAAAUAAGGCUGGUCAACCACAAGAGGGAGAUAUAGGUGUUAAAAGUACAAUGAUUACAUUUAAUUCAGGCCACACUAUCAUAUACAUUAUUUACGGGCUAUACAACAGUGUGGAUGCAAUGGGGUUUGUCUGGGUGUUGUAGGUGCUGUUGAGCUGUGGGACCUAGUGGAGGACGAGAGUCUGCUGGUGAAUCGGUUCACCAAACUCGAGCAUGAUCACAUCGUCACCAGCGUGAGCCCUGCUGGGUCAAGCCACGCCAUCAGCGGCAGUAUGGACAGCCGGUCAGUAGGGACAAUCUCUUAUCUGUGUGUGUCUCAUGCAGAGUGUGUGAGCGGAACGAGGAGCGGAGUGUGCCCAAUUUGACUGGAGCGCGACACGAAAUUCCCAAAGGCUGGAGCAUCGGCUUUCUUGCCCACUAAUUUCGAUCCAGUAGCGCUCACUUCACUAGCUCAGGGCAUGCCCAGCCCAGCAUGCAUUUGUAGUCUACUUGUGUGCUGCUAUAGCCCCUUGCUUUAUCUACUAACAUGAAGUUCACUAAAUAUUUUCAUAAAGAAACUGAUAAAACACAGGUGCAAAAUCAAGGUGACUUACAAAGAUGAGGACCAAGAGGGAGUGUGGCGAUGUGAUGUCCAUAAGUAAAGAGUCAAUGUGGAAUCUGAAAAGACACGUAUCCUGAAAGCAUGAUUGUGUAGGCCUACGAAACUUUUAAGAGAUCUGAUUUUUAGUUUAUAAAUACUUUGCUACAAUAACACACUUAGUUAUCUACCCACCUUGUUACUUUCUUUUAGCAUGUGCCUGUAGUCGUUCCUUAUUAGGCUCCCUGUCUGGCUCCUGACAUAUUUAGUGUUUAUAUUCUGUUUACCAUGACAUGUAGCCUAUUUGAAAUGAUGAGCGCUUCUUACGUUCACCUUCAUGUUUAUUAAAAUACUUUUCAUUCAAAUUAAAUAUGGUUUGGUUUCAAAACCAAAUGGUAGGUCCAAGUAGUCCAAAAAAUUAAUGGGUGUUAGUUAAAUUGUGAUUUUAAUGAGUGGAGCGAAUUUGGUGUUUGGAAAGGACAUGGAGCGGUGUGCAAGCAUCGCUCCUUGAGCGAUGAGCGGGAUUUCAGACCGCUCACAUACUCCGGUCUCAUGCAAAUUUUGGAUUUGAUGGCAUGACAGACCUAUGCCCUUGGUGUAACUGGCCUGGCUGUGAGUCUGAUAUUUUGACAGCUGCAGGUAAUGACGUGUUGCAGCUUGGUAUACAUUUCAUGGUGAAGAUUAAUAUCAUUUUUAUGCUGUCAUAGGCCUAAAUCUUGCUCAGUUCUUUCUCUUUUCUACCUGCUGCAGAAUCAAAGUCUGGGACCUUAUUCGGGGGGAAGUGGUCAGCACAUAUAAUGGUAAGGAAACUAUACCUCCAUCUCUGUAUUUUGAGCUGCACUGUGUCUUAAAAGUGGUGAACAUGUCAGUGGCAGUUUCUCAUGUUUCUGUAGGCUGUCUAGGUAACUGAAUCUGAUCUGUCUCCUGUUCCACAGCUCACUCGAAGCCAGUCACUUGUGUGUCCUGCAAUCCAUCCGAUGACUCCCUCUUCCUCUCAUGUGGCCAGGUAAGAGCCAAGACUAAUUAGAGGGUUGUCUGUUUUAAUCGGUUGAUCAGUUUGGAAUGGUAAGUGUGGCUUUUCUAUUGUGUGCUAUGAAAUAUGAAGCUAGAUACAGUAGUAGGUUGUAACUUACUGAAAGGAGACCCUUGUAACUGUAUGAAACGUCGUAAUGCACUGUCUCCUCUCAUUGUCUCUCCAUUCCCCUUCCCUCAGGAUGGUCGUCUGUUGCUUUGGGACAGGAGAAAACCCACCAAACCAGCCUCUAGAUUAGGUGAGUAGAACCAGUCUGAACUGCAGUCAGCUAGGCAGCAGGAUUUUCACUGGGCUGAGAUGCAUAGAUUUCUGUUGCCAGUGGAUUGACAGUGACAUUAAUCUUGGCUUGUCAUUGGGUCUUAUAGUUUUUCAAUAUUGGUCAAGGAGCAUGGUUUUUAAGGCAGCCUUGGAUUCUGUUGUCGAAGUGUAUAUCCUUGAGUAACCCAAUCUUAUAAAUUGUGAUAAAUGCAGGUCGGGUCACAACUCACAACAUGUCCUUGAAAAACAAUCAGGCUCGUUUGGUAGAUGUGGUUUAAUUUUCCUAAUAUUUGUUCUUUAUUAAGCAAACUUUUCCAGCGAUCCUGGAUUCCAGUGUGUUGGGACAAUAAUUCUGUGUGUUUUGAAAACAUCCACACUUCAAAAGUAUCUAGGCUUCUGCAGCACACCAAGUACCCAUUCACUGUGUUCGAAGUGCACGUGCAAUACAUGUAAAUAGUGGAAAUCAAAAACAUGUACAUGGUCAGGUGUGGCCAACAUGUUGUCUAGUGCAUGUUGCUGUGGUUGGUGAUUUCCCAGCUGACUUUGGAGAUUUUAUCUUGUCUCAGAUGUAGAGCCCAGCUGUUGCCCUACCUCAGUAGCCUGGCAUCCCCACCACAGGACCACAAUCGCGUACGGUAAGGACCAGCGCUACAUUUCCCAUGAUGCAUAGUGGUCCAAGCACAUCAUUGGUCUAAAUGAUUGAUCUGCCAGGCUUUAAUGAUAUAUUUGUUGAUAAUGGUGUUUGUUGAUUCAGGUGACAAGCUGGGACGAGUGACUCUGAAGGACUUUCAGGGAACAGAGCCUGCCCAGACACAGAGCACCCACAGCCGCAGGGUCUCCGGCCUAGCCUUCUCCUCACACAGGUAAAACACCAUCUCACCUCACACAUCUACAGCAGUCAAUGGUUUGUCAGACUAAGCUAACACAAUUAUCUCUUACCUUCCACCACAGUGCCCCCUUGCUUGCCUCCAUCAGUGAUGACUGCUCCGUUGCUGUGAUGAACUCUGAGCUUAAGGAAACGUAAGUGUCUAUGUAUGGGCUGUUUACAAUCUCUCCCUAGUUAAUCCUUUUGGCUUAUCAACUCAGCUUUGAAAUAAAACAGUCAAAAUAAUGUAUUUGUACCCAGUCACUUAAUCAUGUGUGUCUGCUGCUCCUCUCCAGGUUGAGAGACAGGAGGCACCAGGACUUUGUUCGGGGUGUCUGCUGGGCCCCUGGCGGUUCUGACACACUGACCACCGUGGGCUGGGACCACCAGGUCCUCCACCACGUCAUGGGACAGGAUGGACCCGCCACUGGAGACUCCAUGUCACCACCAUAGACCCACCACCCAGCCUGGGUCAGGAAAUGGGGAGGGGGGUUGUAAAAGUAUGGGGUUUUGUGGGGGAGAAUUUGAGGGGUUGGCAUGAGGGUAGAAGUUGUCAACACCGGAGCAGAGCAGUAUUAGGAUGGUUUUCCCAAUCCUAGUCUAAGUACCCCUGGCCAUGCUGGUUUUCUUUCCAACUGAUUAAGGCCUCCCGAGUGGCGCAGUGGUCUAAGGCAGCUGUGCCACUAGAGAUCCUGGUUCGUAUCCAGGCUCUGUCGUAGCCGGCCGCGACCGGGAGACCCAGGGGGCAGCGCACAAUUGGCCCAGCGUCGUCCAGGGUAGGGGAGGGAAUGGCCGGCAGGGAUGUUGGUAGAGCAUGGCGUUUGCAACGCCAGGGUUGUGGGUUCGAUUCCCACGGGGGACCAGUAUAAAAAAUAUAUAAUGUAUGCACUCACUAACUGUAAGUCGCUCUGGAUAAGAGCGUCUGCUAAAUGACAAAAAGGUUUAAAAAAAAAAGUUAUUAAAUAAAUUAUGUGUGACGGUAGUCAGCGAUGCACAAAUUAAAUCGGGAUCUUUUCCGCAACAACGGAGUAUGAAUUGCGAGCCUAAACAUUUCUGCUGUUUUUGUCCAGCAGCGAUCACGUUGCAGCAGCUUGAAGCGCACAUGUGCUUUUGGAGUGCAAUGUCUUGCGUUGCAUAUUUGCGGUUCAUGGCAACGUCAUAUGCUGAGUCUCAGUUUUAAGGUGAAUGUUAACCACUUGUUGGACAUCACCUUUGUUUUGCAGUUGUUUGUGGGGAAAUUAACUGAGAUGGAUUGGUGUCCAGUUAACACGUGGGGUACUUUAAGACUUGGGUUUGGGAAUGCUGCCAAAGGCAAUGGGAAUCUAAUCUAAUGAACCCAUUUGAUCACGCGUAUAGUCCAGUGAGUCCAACCCCAUGUAACCUUUGUUUACCCACUCGGGGGUGCUGUAUUACGUGGCAUGUAAGCCAGUCUGUGAGAAGUGAGCCACUAGCUCAUUGGAUAGCAAGAUUGUGUGGGUGAAUUAGACUUAAUAGUCAAUUAACCUGUGCCUCAUACAAGCAUUCUGAAAUAACACUGGACUAGAAUGACCUGGUUCAAGUUGUGACCAUAAUCAAUACCAUGGGCAAUUUGUUUUCCAAAUUAAUGAAGAAUUUCUGUACAUUUGAGAAGUCCUUAACUUCACUGGCUUGUUUGUAUCAAUGUGAUUCCAUUCCAUAUUAUCCCUCCCCUCCCUUGGCACUUUCUUUUGUUUAGAUGGUCUCCUCUCUCUCGCUCAUGUGAAACAGAAAGCACACUUAAUGGUUUUCGUCCACACAGGGCUGCUCCUUGGAUUGUAUGUACAGUACAUGUCUGGUGUUGCUUUUUGGAAGUCUGAGCAGUGCAACCUAAAACUGACAUAAUCAACUUGUUUUUCCAUCCUUCAAUAAAGUUUGUCU
Coregonus sp. 'balchen' is the source of this 5874-nucleotide messenger RNA. Lineage: Eukaryota; Metazoa; Chordata; Actinopteri; Salmoniformes; Salmonidae. The record is from the annotation of a GenBank genome assembly.